UUUCUUCCGCAGAUCCCGGAUGUGGCGAUUUCCUCGGCGGCGGCGGAGCUCCCCGCGCGCGCCUCCUCUCCCUUCGCUCCCGCGGUCGCGCUCGCCUCCGCUCCCUCCGCCCCCGCGCUCGCGCUCGCGUGCCCGCUCCUCUAUCAACCACCACGCCUCUAUCGACCCACCCGAAGGCCGAAGCAGAGCUGUUCGACUCGCCCAGUACACACGACGCGACUCGACGCCAAGCGCAAGCCAAAGCCUACCCCCAGCCGCGGCCCCGAUCCCCCACCUCACCGGCGAUGAGCUCCUCCUCCAACGGCGGGAAGAAGCCGGCGACCGGCAGUGGCGGCGGGGGCCCCACCAUCCGCACGCUCGCCGACAUCAACCGCGGGCCCGCAGGCUUCCCCGGCCCCGGGGGCAGCGGCAGCGACUCCGACGAGCCCCAGGAGUACUACACCGGCGGCGAGAAGAGGGGUCGAAGCAACACCACCGACCUCCAUGAUUUCUCCGUUGAUGACUUCCUAGCUGAGAAGGAAAUUAUAGAUGACGUUGUCAACGAAGCAACCAAAAUUUUGAAGCAUAGCAUCGAAGCUCUCCAAAAAGUGCCAUAUGAUCCUCAAAGUGGUCCGAGGAAGUAUAUCAUUGUUCUAGUAUUCUAGUGCUUGAGUUAACAAAUACAUAUGGCUACACAAUCGCAUGGAGCACUAUAUCACCAUAUCAUGCUAGCAGUAAAUGUUAUGGAUGGUCUAAGAAACUGUGAAGUGUACAGUUUCAUUCACUA
Messenger RNA from Panicum virgatum (switchgrass), 766 nucleotides. Its product is annotated as plant UBX domain-containing protein 4-like. The record is from RefSeq and is a predicted model, not a curated record. The transcript has 2 exons. The coding region runs from base 285 to 644 and encodes 119 amino acids. Lineage: Eukaryota; Viridiplantae; Streptophyta; Magnoliopsida; Poales; Poaceae.